AUGGAGGAACUCUGCAGUCUGAACGGUCUGGAUCCUCUCUGGGACUGGAACGUCACAUGGUACACUCCCCAUCCUGACCUGACUCGGUGUUUCCAGCACACGGUCCUGGUCUGGCUCCCUUGUGUUUACCUGUGGACCUGUUCUCCUCUCUAUGUGCUCUACCUGCAGCUCCGCCCACUAUGCGGCGUCAUUCCUCUCUCCAGACUCUGCUGCAGUAAGACGCUCCUGGCACUGACCCUGGCCUCCUUUGGUCUUCUGGAGAUCUUUUACAUCCUGGUUAGGCAGAACGAGGAGAUACAGAAGCAUCUCUUGAUCCUGAUUGGUCCACUGAUCAGGAGCCUCACUCUGGUUCUCUCCGUGGCGAUCCUUCAGGUGGAGCGUCUGAAAGGCUGCCGAUCCUCAGUGCUCCUCUUCCUGUUCUGGACGCUGAUGGUCCUCUGUUCCCUGUUCCCUCUGAAGGCCAACAUCCAGCAGAUUAUUGAUCAGGGAUUUUUAUCUGAUGCUGUUCGAUUCAUCGCCUUCUUCUUCUGUUUCUCUCUCCAACUCAUCGAGCUCAUCCUCAGCUGCUUCAACGAUCACAGAACACUUUCACAGACUCGCACCUGUCACCAGAACCACUGUCCGGAGGAAGACGCCUCUUUUCUUUCUCGUUUUUUCUUCUUCUGGUUCAGCAGUUUGAUGCUUCGGGGUUACCAACACCCCCUAGAGGCUGCUGACUUGUGGCGUUUAAGGGAAGAGGACUCCUCAGAGAGCAUCAUGACUGGCCUGGAGGAUUUCUGGAGUCAGAACCGCAAAAAGCUGCUGUACGACAGUAAUUCUGAAAUGGUAGAAUCAGGGUCUGGACCUCCUCCCUCAACUGAGAAGACUGUUCUGCUAAUGAAGCCCAGAAAGGGACAGGGCCAUGGCCCCUUCCUUCUGCAUGCUCUGUGGCGAAGCUUCGGGUUCUACUUCCUGUGUGGGACCGUGAGUCUGGUUCUCCAUGACGCUGUAAUGUUCACCGUCCCCCAGGUGCUCAGCUUGCUGCUUGGCUUCAUGCAUGAUGCAGAUGCUGAGAUGUGGAAAGGCUUCCUGUUUGCCUCGCUGCUCUUCCUGCUGUCCUGCCUCCAGUCAGUGCUAAACCAUCAGUACCUGUUUCACUGUUUCACUGUGGGCAUGAGGCUGAAGACCGCCAUCAUGGGUGUGGUCUACAGGAAGUGCCUGGUCAUCAGCAGUGCGGCACGGCUCAGCUGCUCAGUCGGUGAGGUCAUCAAUCUGGUGUCAGCUGACUGUCAAAAGCUCAUGGACUUUGUGGUUUUUUGUAACAGCCUAUGGAUCGCUCCCAUCGAGAUUACACUGUGCUUCUACUUCCUGUGGCAGCUCCUGGGUCCAUCAGCUCUGGCUGGUAUAGUGGCUGUUCUUCUGAUCUUCCCAUUGAACGGAGUCAUUGCUAAAAUCCGAAGCAAACUGCAGGAGGUUCAGCUGAAGUUCAUGGACAAUCGCAUCAAACUGAUGAGUGAGAUUCUGGGUGGCGUUAAGAUCCUCAAGUUUUACGCCUGGGAGGAGGCAUUCCUACGACGAGUUCUGGUCCUGAGGGAUGGAGAACUCAAUGCAUUGAAGAAAUCUCAGAUUCUCCACUCCAUUUCUCUGUCCUCCUUCAACUCCUCCUCAUUUCUUAUUGCCUUGUCUGUGUUUGGAGUUUACGUGAUGAUGGAUGAACAGAAUGUUUUAGAUGCUCAGAAAAUCUUUGUAUCCAUGGCUCUCAUCAACAUUUUAAAGACUCCACUAAGUCAGCUUCCCUUUGCCAUGAGCACCACCAUGCAGGCUGUCAUCUCAAUCAGACGUCUGGAAAACUUCCUUGGCCAAGAAGAACUGAAGUCUGAGAAUGUGGACAGAGUUCCUUAUAGCACAAGUGGUGACGGUGUGGUGGUCCAGGGCGGGUUCUUCUCCUGGACAGAUGAUGGUCCACCAUGUCUGCAGAGGAUUAAUGUGAACAUGAAAACAGGCUCCCUGGUGGCGGUGGUCGGCCAUGUUGGCUCAGGGAAGUCAUCACUGCUGUCAGCCAUGUUGGGCGAGAUGGAGAAGAGGAGCGGAUUUGUCUCCAUCAAGGGUUCGGUGGCCUAUGUCCCCCAACAGGCCUGGAUUCAGAACGCCUCUCUGAAGGAUAACAUCCUGUUUGGCGGAGACAGGAAGGAGGGCUGGUACCAUCGUGUUUUGGAGGCAUGUGCUCUGCUACCAGACCUCGACAUCCUGCCUGCCGGAGACAGCACAGAGAUUGGGGAGAAGGGUCUGAACCUCUCUGGGGGGCAGAAGCAGAGGGUGAGCCUAGCUCGGGCUGUCUACAGGAGGUCAGAUGUUUACCUUCUUGAUGACCCUCUAUCAGCUGUCGACGCUCACGUGGGACAGCACAUCUUUGAUCGAGUCAUUGGACCCAGAGGACUCCUCAAAGAUAAGACAAGGGUGCUGGUAACUCAUGGACUCAGCUUCUUGUCCAAAGUGGACCUGGUUCUGGUCAUGGAUCAGGGCCAGAUCUCAGAGGUGGGAUCAUACGUGGACCUGAUGGAACAAAAAGGAGCCUUCGCCAAAUUUGUCCACACUUUUAGUGUAUCCAUGAACAGAGAGAGCGCCGCCCCAAAAGACAAGACCAGAAGAAAGUCGAUGUCUUGGCUCAGUAUGACAGAUUUCUCCAUUGACCUCUCUCAGGAACAGCUGAUCAGCUGUGACAUGGGCAGUGUUCAGGUCAUGGACGCUGUCCACCUUGAUGCCGAGGAUGCUGGGAAACUGACAGAAGUUGAUAAAGCUCACACAGGGAGGGUGAAGCUUCAGGUGUACCGAGAGUACUUCAGGACGGUUGGCCUCACCUUCAUCAUGACCAUCAUCUUCCUCUGUGCCUUCCAGCAGGCUGCCUCAUUGGCCUACAGCUAUUGGCUGAGCCUAUGGGCUGAUGAGGCACCUGUGAACGGUACACAGAGGGACCAUGAACUGAAACUCAGCGUGUUUGCAGCUCUGGGCUUUACACAGGGGUUGGCUAUGUUUGGAACGACCCUUGCCAUCGCUAUGGGUGGUAUUUUGGCAUCGCGUCACCUUCACUCUGACCUUCUUCGUGGCGUUCUCCACUCACCCAUGUCUUUCUUUGAGAUGACGCCCAGUGGAAACCUCCUGAACCGUUUCUCCAAAGAGAUUGAUGCCAUAGACUGCAUGAUCCCUGAUGGACUGAAGAUGAUGCUAGGCUACCUGUUCAAGCUCCUGGAGGUCUGCAUCAUCCUGCUGUUAGCCACGCCCUUCUCCGGGCUGGUGCUCCUCCCUAUCACCUUCGUCUAUAUCUUCAUCCAGAAUUUCUAUGUGGCUUCAUCAUGUCAGCUACGACGGUUGGAGGCUGUGAGUCGCUCUCCAAUCUACAGCCACUUCAACGAGACGGUGCAGGGCGCUGGGGUCAUCAGAGCUUUUGGCGAACAGCAGCGCUUCAUCCAGCAGGCUAACCGCCAUGUGGACAACAACCAGGAGGCUUAUUUUCCUCGCUUUGUGGCCACCAGAUGGCUGGCAGUGAAUCUGGAGUUUUUGGGGAAUUUGUUGGUUCUGGCUGCAGCCAUGCUGUCGGUCCGAGGCCGGGAGGAACUCAGCCCAGGCAUCGUUGGAUUGGCCGUUUCUCACUCUCUCCAGGUGACAGGGAUUCUGAGCUGGAUUGUUCGAUCGUGGACGGAUGUGGAGAACAACAUCGUGUCAGUGGAACGAGUGAAAGAGUACGAGUCCACUCCCAAAGAGGCACCAUGGACCCUUGAGGGUGUUCUGCUGCCCACUUCCUGGCCGAGCACAGGAAACAUCCAGUUUGAAGAUUAUGGCCUCCAGUACCGCAAAGGUUUGGAGUGGGCUUUGAACAACAUCUCCGUGGACAUACGGGAUGGAGAAAAGGUCGGGAUUGUUGGGAGGACUGGAGCUGGGAAGUCUUCUUUGGCUUUGGGAAUCUUUCGGAUUCUAGAGGCAGCAAAAGGACGGAUAUUAAUCGAUGGUAUCAACAUAGCUCAGAUCGGCCUCCAUGAUCUUCGCUCCAGAAUCACCAUUAUUCCUCAGGAUCCUGUUCUGUUUUCAGGCUCCCUGAGGAUGAACCUUGAUCCCUUUGAUUCCUGUUCUGAUAAGGAUCUGUGGAAAGUUCUGGAACUGGCUCAUCUGGGCAGCUUUGUGUCAGCGCUACCCCAAAAACUGAACCAUCAGUGCUGUGAAGGAGGAGAGAACCUCAGUCUCGGCCAGCGGCAGCUUCUGUGUUUGGCCCGAGCUCUCCUGAGGAAGACCAGGAUUCUGGUUCUGGAUGAAGCCACAGCAGCAUUGGACCUAAAGACAGACCAGCUGAUCCAGUCGACCAUACGCACCCAGUUUCAGGACUGUACAGUCCUGACCAUCGCUCAUCGCCUCAACACCAUCAUGGAUUACAGCAGGGUCAUUGUCAUGGACCGUGGCUCCAUUGCAGAGAUGGACUCUCCCUCUCAGCUGCUCCACCUCCAUGGUCACUUCUAUCAGAUGUGUGUUGAGGCUGGUUUAGUCUGA
Molecule: messenger RNA, 4515 nt
Organism: Cheilinus undulatus (humphead wrasse)
Lineage: Eukaryota; Metazoa; Chordata; Actinopteri; Labriformes; Labridae
Product: multidrug resistance-associated protein 1-like
Exons: 30
Coding region: 1-4515 (1504 amino acids)
Biological process (GO): transmembrane transport
Cellular component (GO): membrane
Molecular function (GO): ATP binding; ABC-type transporter activity; ATP hydrolysis activity
Source: RefSeq, a predicted model, not a curated record